This is a messenger RNA of Carassius auratus (goldfish), 567 nucleotides long. RefSeq names its product parathyroid hormone 4 (gene pth4). NCBI's taxonomy places the organism in Eukaryota, Metazoa, Chordata, Actinopteri, Cypriniformes, Cyprinidae. The coding region runs from base 140 to 475 and encodes 111 amino acids. Gene Ontology annotation, molecular function: hormone activity. Gene Ontology annotation, cellular component: extracellular region. Gene Ontology annotation, biological process: bone mineralization. The record is from RefSeq and is a predicted model, not a curated record. The transcript is spliced from 3 exons.
GGGAAGUGAGGUCACUUCCUGUGUUGGGGACGCCGGGGGUCUAUAUAAACCCUGGGACCUGAGCGUCUGUUGGUCAAUCUUCUGCAGGAGAGCAGACGAGAGAGAGACGACACCUCGAGGCGUUUCAGUGUUUCUGCUGAUGAUGAAGACACAGAGAUCUCAGCAGCGCGUCGCUCUCAUGAUACUGAUGGUGAUCACAGCCGUGCAGUGUCAGGAGGACCAGAGCAGGAGGGCGGUCACAGAGCAUCAGCUCAUGCACGAUCGCGGUCGCUCCAUCCAGAGUCUGAGGCGCUUGAUCUGGCUGUCCAGCGCCAUCGAGGGGCUCCACACUGCGCAGGCGCGCGCACUGAGCGCUGUCGAGGACGAGCCGGACAGCAGGUGGCGCGCGCAGCCCAAGAGAGCGCUGGAGACGCUUCUGAGUGACGUGUACAGACCACACCUCCUCACCGCUGCGCUCGGAGACGGAGAGAAAUAACAUCAUCUCGAGGACUGUCCACCCGUCUUCACUGAUGUCUACACUCAUUAUGAUCAACAAUACUCUGUUAUACACAAACCACGCUGAUUAUA